Molecule: messenger RNA, 1103 nt
Organism: Homalodisca vitripennis (glassy-winged sharpshooter)
Lineage: Eukaryota; Metazoa; Arthropoda; Insecta; Hemiptera; Cicadellidae
Gene: shu
Product: inactive peptidyl-prolyl cis-trans isomerase shutdown
Molecular function (GO): protein binding; peptidyl-prolyl cis-trans isomerase activity
Source: RefSeq, a predicted model, not a curated record
GCAGAUAUUUUUGUUUCAGAUCAACAGAGUUGUACACUCUUACACAGCCAAGUUGAACCCCAUCUAAUCAUAAUGCCUUCAGUUUUGGAUAGUUCAGUUCAGGAUAGUUAUUUUCAUGAAGUCAUAAGUGGCCCCAGUAAUCUCACUAACAGAAGGGCUGCCUCUUAGUGAGCUCCUCAAUAAUCAUCAAACAGAGUUUGAAGUCAGACCAGAUUUGGAUGAAGAUGAGUCAUUGAACAAAUUUAACUCAGCGGAGUCCUGUUUUAAUUUUAAUGAUUUGGAAACAUGAAAUAAAUUUGAAUGUGUUGGAUGAGGAAGAAGGGGAUGGAGGUGGCGGUCCGUUCGACAAGUAUCGUAAAAAAAUGACAAAGCUCAGAGACGAUGGAAAAAUAAUGAAAUCUAUUUCAAAACAGGGAUUUGGUUGCACUGUGCCAGAAAACUGUCUCGUCUAUGUCCGGUAUAAAGCAUACGUGGAGUAUCAGGAGAUUCCGUUCGACAGUACGUUCAUGCAGUCUAAUGGUUCAGGGAAUCUAUCCGUUCCCUUAAACCUUGGAAAAGGGGAAGUGCUCCCAGGCCUACACGAGGCCAUCCUCACCAUGAAGAAAGGGGAGAAGGCAGAGUUUCUGGUCCACCCAGAUCUGUGUUACGGAAAAAUGGGAUGUCCUCCUAGAAUCCCUGAAGAGGCAACAAUACUCUUCCUCGUUGAAAUAGAGAGGUUUGUAGAUUGUGGAGACAUUUAUUCAAACUUUGAUGAUCUCAGCUCGGAAGAACGUCUUCAGUUUUCCAAUAUUUACCCAAGUGCCAAAGGAUAUUAUGAAUUGGGAAAUGAUUGUUUCAAGAAAGAAAGCUACAAUAGUGCAGUCGUCAAGUAUAGACGAGUUAUCAACAUGUUGCACAAUGCCAGGUUGGCAAAUGAAGAAGAGGAAAACAAACGAAAUCACUUCCUUAUUAAAAACUACACCAACGCUUGCGUCUGCUACAACCAACUGAAAAAUUAUAAGAAAGUAUGCAUCAUGGCAGCUGAUGCAGUAAAAGUCAGUCAUCGUGAAGCUUUCAAAAACUCUAAAUUACUUUACUUGUAAGUAUUAGUGUGUAAUGGAAAA